Messenger RNA from Ipomoea nil (Japanese morning glory), 1074 nucleotides. RefSeq names its product auxin-induced protein PCNT115-like. Gene Ontology annotation, cellular component: cytoplasm. The coding region runs from base 22 to 1071 and encodes 349 amino acids. The transcript is spliced from 5 exons. NCBI's taxonomy places the organism in Eukaryota, Viridiplantae, Streptophyta, Magnoliopsida, Solanales, Convolvulaceae. The record is from RefSeq and is a predicted model, not a curated record.
UCAUCUGGAGGAGAAAUUCUAAUGGCAACAAUAAUGGUUCCAAGGAUCAAACUCGGGUCGCAAGGUCUGGAGGUUUCGGCCCAGGGUCUGGGCUGUAUGGGAAUGACUGCGUACUACGGCACACCCAAGCCCCAACCCGACAUGAUUAACCUCAUCCACUAUGCACUCAACUCCGGUAUCACCUUUCUCGACACCUCCGAUGUCUAUGGCCCCCAUACCAACGAGAUUCUCCUUGCCAAGGCUUUGGGAGGUGGGAUGAGAGAGAAAGUGGAGUUGGCAACAAAGUUUGGAAUUAGAAGUAGUAUAAGCACCCCAACAAAGUCAAGUGUGCAACAAAGUAUAUGUGGGGAUCCUGCCUAUGUAAGAGCUGCAUGUGAGGCGAGCUUGAAGCGGCUUGAUGUUGAAUGCAUUGACCUCUACUAUCAGCACCGCAUUGAUAAACACAUUCCCAUUGAAGUUACGAUGGGAGAACUUAAAAAGCUGGUUGAAGAAGGUAAAAUAAAAUACGUAGGUUUAUCUGAGGCUUCAGCUUCAACAAUCCGAAGAGCUCAUGCUGUUCAUCCGGUAACAGCAGUACAGUUGGAAUGGUCUCUUUGGUCGAGAGAUGCAGAGGAAGAGAUUAUUCCUACUUGCAGGGAGCUUGGGAUUGGAAUUGUUGCAUACAGUCCUCUGGGACGAGGAUUUUUGUCGUCAGGUCCAAAAAUAGUUGAGAAUUUAUCAGAAGUUGAUAGGCGAAAGAGUCAUCCAAGGUUCCAAGGUGAGAAUGCUGAGCACAAUUACAAGUUGUAUGAGAGGAUCAACAAAGUGGCAGCCAAGAAGGGAUGUACCCCAUCACAACUAGCAUUGGCCUGGUUGCAUCACCAGGGAAAAGAUGUCUGCCCCAUUCCUGGUACCACUAAGAUCGAAAACCUCAACCAAAACAUCGGAGCUUUGUCUGUGAAUCUUAUAGCGGAAGACAUGUCGGAGCUUGAAUCCAUUGCUUCGGCAGUGAAAGGCGACAGGCAGCCCCCGGGUGUUUCAACCUGGAAAGAUUCUGAUACUCCACCUUUGUCAACAUGGAAGGCUACAUAAUUG